This is a messenger RNA of Phodopus roborovskii (desert hamster), 1095 nucleotides long. It is a transcript of the gene Sostdc1, whose product is annotated as sclerostin domain containing 1. Gene Ontology annotation, molecular function: BMP binding. The record is from RefSeq and is a predicted model, not a curated record. Lineage: Eukaryota; Metazoa; Chordata; Mammalia; Rodentia; Cricetidae. Bases 189 to 809 code for a protein of 206 amino acids. Gene Ontology annotation, biological process: negative regulation of BMP signaling pathway; negative regulation of Wnt signaling pathway. The transcript has 2 exons.
GUCAUGUAGGGAUCCCACCCCUUCUCUGUGUUUUCACUCUGAAGCUCUAUACAACUUUACACCUGAAUGAACGCCAAGCCCCUGUGGAUAUAUAAAGGGAACCUUGGGGAGGAAUUCCACAGUCAAUAGUGCAGAAGCAGAGGGAAAGAACUGAGCGGCUCCUCAGCCAAGCAAAUCCUCCACUCAGCAUGCUUCUCCCUGCCAGUCAUCUCUAUCUCAUUCCACUAAUGUGCAUCCUAAUGAAAAACUGUUUGGCUUUUAAAAAUGAUGCCACAGAAAUCCUUUAUUCACAUGUGGUUAAACCUGUUCCUGCACACCCUAGCAGCAACAGCACGUUGAAUCAAGCCAGAAAUGGAGGCAGGCAUUUCAGUAGCACUGGACUGGAUCGCAACAGUCGAGUUCAAGUGGGCUGCCGGGAACUGCGCUCCACCAAAUACAUUUCUGAUGGCCAGUGCACCAGCAUCAGCCCUCUGAAGGAACUGGUGUGCGCGGGCGAGUGCCUGCCCCUGCCAGUGCUUCCCAACUGGAUCGGAGGAGGCUAUGGAACAAAGUACUGGAGCCGGCGGAGCUCCCAGGAGUGGCGGUGUGUCAACGACAAGACGCGCACACAGAGAAUCCAGCUGCAGUGUCAGGAUGGCAGCACACGCACCUACAAAAUCACGGUGGUUACGGCCUGCAAGUGCAAGAGGUACACCCGCCAGCACAACGAGUCCAGUCACAACUUCGAGAGUGUGUCACCCGCCAAACCCGCCCAGCACCACAGAGAGCGGAAGAGAGCCAGCAAAUCCAGCAAGCACAGCCUGAGCUAGAACUGGACUGACUAGAAAGCAUCUGCUACCCAGAUUUGAUGGCUUGGAAGACUCGAGCCUGCCAUUGCUCUUUCCUCACUUGAAAGUAUACGCUUUCUGCUUUGAUCAGGCCCAGCAGGCUGUCCUUCUCAGGACCUUCUCUGGGACUAGCUUUUCCUUUGCAAGUUUCUCAAGAUGUAAUGAGUACAGUUUGCAGCGAGAGCCAGGCAUCCUGUCGUUUCCAUUCUUUAAAAGCACCUGAUGCUGUUUAAACAUCCUCAGUAUACAGUUUAAAAGGCACCAUUCC